AUGAUAGCCCAAAAUACUACCAAUAAGACCAGCAAAAUGAGUAGGGUCGCCAACUUGGCACUAAUUAUUAUUCAAUGUUUUGGCGUUGUUUUGAACGGCACAAUCGGUGAGCGCCCGGUGGCUACGGAUCGGUUCAUUCACGGCGUUGUGUUGGACGCACUAAUGCGGUCGAAAGCCGACCCCGAAAGCCGACCCGGGCCGAUUACUGUGCAGUAUAUACUCAUACUAUUUGAAAUCGCGAACCUUUUUGUAUUUAUAUGUAAUGUUUGUUGUGAACCCAAUUUGGGAUCCCUACUGUUUAUGGGUCGACCGAUUGGUAGCUUAGGUGUGAUUAGACCACCGAUUGUUAGCGACACAAACGAUCAGUUUGAGGAACAGUGGUUUGAGCAGAGAGUCGAUCACUUCAAUAAACAGGACAACAGGACUUUUAAACAGCUCUAUUAUGUGGAGGAUUCUCAUUAUAAAAGUGGUGGACCAGUAUUUCUCAUGAUUAGUGGUGAAGAUGAGGUCAGUUCCAUAUGGCUCACAAAUGCCACUUAUAUGGGAGAAUUGGCUCAAAGGUUCGGCGCUUUGGCAGUGAUUUUAGAGCACCGGUAUUACGGGAGAUCAGUCCCCACACCAGACCUGUCCACUGAGAAUCUCAAAUACUUGACCACACAAUUGGCGCUCAAAGACUUGGAACAGUUUGCACUGUAUUUGACUAAAAAGUUAUCACUUGAAGGCAGCAAAUGGGUUGCGUUCGGGGGCUCCUAUCCGGGCGCUCUCGCCGCGUGGUUUAGGCAGAAGUACCCCAACACAGCUGUCGGUGCCAUAGCCUCGAGCGCACCCGUCGAAGCUAUUAUCAAUAAUCCAAACUAUUUAGGAGUUGUUAGCGAAUCGCUGGGAAAGGAGUGCUCCGAUAAUAUCAGGAAAGCCCACAUCGAGUUAGAAAAUCUCCUGAAAACACCGGAAGGUGUGAUAAAAUUACGCAAAACAUUGAAUUUGUGCCAAUCGUUUGACGGCAAAAAUAUCAACGAUAAUCGUUGGCUAGUUCAGGGACCGAUGACUAAUAUAGCAAUGAUUGUUCAAUAUAACAAUAAUAUCGAUCGCGUCCGUAAGAUAAUGAACGACUCAUCAAUCGGUACACCACUGGAAAGGUAUGCCAGAGUACAGGGUGUGAAUCAAACACUUCCCUGCAGUGAUUUCAAGUAUGACGAUAUGAUCAGUAUCUUAAAAAACACAACCAUUGAUCAUAAAGGAAUGGCUCGACAGUGGUAUUAUCAGAUGUGCACAGAAUUGGGUUAUUUCCAGACCAGUGAUAUCCCCGACUCUAUUGCUGGUCACAGUAUUCCCCUUGAGUUUUAUGUGAAAAAGUGCGCCGAUAUAUAUGGCCCACAAUUCACGGCACAAAGCAUACAGAAAGCGGUCGACCGGACGAAUGCCUAUUACGGGGGACUAAAGCCAAACGUAACAAACGUGGUGUUCCCUAACGGGUCACUCGACCCCUGGCACUCACUCAGUAUACUUAAAGAUCUUAAUAACAGUACUAAAGCUGUUAUGGUUGAAAACUACUCACACGGCGGCGAUAUGUGGGGAUCAACACCGAAGGAUACCCAGAGUUUAAAAAACGCCCACAAAUUAAUUGAUCAACAAAUCACAGAAUAUUUGAAAUAA
This is a messenger RNA of Medioppia subpectinata, 1653 nucleotides long. The record is from the annotation of a GenBank genome assembly. Lineage: Eukaryota; Metazoa; Arthropoda; Arachnida; Sarcoptiformes; Oppiidae.